Rhineura floridana is the source of this 1057-nucleotide messenger RNA. Its product is annotated as brain-specific homeobox/POU domain protein 3-like. Bases 1 to 1050 code for a protein of 349 amino acids. Lineage: Eukaryota; Metazoa; Chordata; Lepidosauria; Squamata; Rhineuridae. The record is from RefSeq and is a predicted model, not a curated record. The transcript is spliced from 2 exons. Gene Ontology annotation, biological process: regulation of transcription by RNA polymerase II. Gene Ontology annotation, molecular function: DNA-binding transcription factor activity, RNA polymerase II-specific; RNA polymerase II cis-regulatory region sequence-specific DNA binding.
AUGAUGUCCAUGAACAGCAAGCAGGCGUUCAGCAUGCACCCCAUCCUGCACGAGCCCAAGUACACCCAUCUUCACUCCAGCUCCGAGGCCAUCCGGAGGGCUUGCUUGCCUGCCCCUCAGCUGCAAAGUAACUUCUUCGCUGGCCUGGAUGAGACGUUGCUGCGCGGGGCCGAGGCCCUGGCGGCGGUGGACAUUGUCUCGCAGAAGACCCACCCCUUCAAGCCGGACGCCACUUACCACACCAUGAACAGCGUCUCGGUCUCCUGCACGCCCACCUCGUCCUCGGUGCACCUGCACCACCCGUCGGUGCUAAGCGGCCAUGCGCACCACGCACACCACGCGCAUCACCCCCACCAGCCCGCGCAGGGCCUCGACAGCGAGCUGCUGGAGCACCUCAAUUCCGCCCUGCCGCUGCCGGACGUGGGAGCCGCGCCCGCCCACGCCCACCCCCACGCCCACCUGCCGGCCCUCAACGCCAUGGGGCACCCCGCGCACGGGCAGCCUCCCAUGGGCAUGGGCCACCCCCCGCCCCACGGCCUGGCUUCGCACACCGUCUUGGCCGGCCCGGAGACGGAGACGGACCCACGGGAGCUGGAGUCCUUCGCCGAGCGCUUCAAGCAGCGGCGCAUCAAGCUGGGCGUGACGCAGGCCGACGUGGGCUCAGCGCUGGCCAACCUCAAGAUCCCCGGCGUCGGGUGCCUCAGCCAGAGCACCAUCUGCCGCUUCGAGUCGCUCACCCUCUCGCACAACAACAUGGUGGCCCUCAAGCCCAUCCUGGAAGCCUGGCUGGAGGAGGCAGAGCGGGCCCAGCGCGAGAAGAUGGCCAAGCCCGAGGUCUACUCGACGGGCGACAAGAAGCGCAAGCGGACCUCCAUCGCCGCGCCCGAGAAGCGGUCGCUCGAGGCCUAUUUCGCCGUCCAGCCCCGGCCCUCGUCGGAGAAAAUCGCCGCCAUCGCCGAGAAGCUGGACCUGAAGAAGAACGUGGUGAGGGUCUGGUUUUGCAAUCAGAGACAAAAACAGAAGCGCAUGAAAUUCUCCGCCGCUUAUUGAGGAGAGG